Erpetoichthys calabaricus (reedfish) is the source of this 1774-nucleotide messenger RNA. RefSeq names its product eukaryotic translation initiation factor 2B, subunit 4 delta (gene eif2b4). The transcript has 13 exons. NCBI's taxonomy places the organism in Eukaryota, Metazoa, Chordata, Cladistia, Polypteriformes, Polypteridae. Bases 53 to 1687 code for a protein of 544 amino acids. The record is from RefSeq and is a predicted model, not a curated record.
ACUUCCGUAUAUCCUACGUCGUCAAAGCCGCGCCAGACCACGACUGUCAAACAUGGCGGAAGAUGAUGGAGCCGCGAGUCAGCGACUGAAUAGCGGUGCUGGUGUCAUAGACGGUGAGUCUGAAGAUAAGGCAAACAUUUCACGUUUUAAGGCUGAAGGUCGGGAGCUCUCCAAAGAGGAAAAACAACGCUUGAGAAAAGAAAAGAAGCAACAUAAGAAAUCAAAGAAGGAUGACCAGGGUAAAACAGAAGAGAUCAAGGGAAAAGAGAAGAAGUCAACGAUGACAUCAGAUAGACAGCAGGCCCAGACAAAUUUGCCAAAAGCUGUUCCAGCUCUAAACUCCUUCGAGACGCCUGUGACCGGAGAUAAAGCACCAUCAGGAAAAAGCAAAGCAGAGAUUCGAGCAGAAAGGAGGGCACGGCAGGAAGCCGACAGAGCAUCCAAACAGGUCCAGAAAGGAGAGUCUUCUGUAACGGCAGCUGUGUCUGGGCCUUCCAAGACCAAGGCCAUUCCUAGUGAACCACAGCCAGUUGUGAAGCGACUACCAGAGCACAUUCAAGUCGAUGAUCCUGCAGUCCUGAAGAAACUUGCCAAGAAGCUUGAGCGACAACAGAUUCCUCUGAGGAAAGAUUAUGGAAACAAAGUCAGCCUCUUCUCACAUCUGCAUCAGUACAGCAGGAAGGCUCCUCUGACGCAGCAGAUGAGCAUUCCAUCAACUGUCAUCCACCCUUCAAUUGUACGUCUGGGGCUUCAGUACUCGCAGGGAAUCAUCGCUGGCUCCAACUCGCGCUGCAUUGCCCUGCUUCAUGCCUUCAAACAGGUUAUUCGAGACUACUCUACACCUCAGAAUGAAGAAAUGUCAAGAGAUUUGGUUAACAAACUCAAACCAUAUAUAAGCUUUCUGAAUCAGUGUCGCCCUCUUUCUGCCAGCAUGGGAAAUGCCAUCAAGUUUAUCAAGAAAGAAAUCUCAAACAUACCUAGUAACAGUAGAGAAGAAGAGGCAAAAGUGCAAUUACACGAAUCCAUUGACAAGUACAUUGAAGUAAAGAUUCAUCUUGCUGCGAAGGCCAUUUCAAAAUACGCCAUUGAGAAGAUUAGUGAUGGAGAUGUAAUCCUUGUUUACGGAUGCUCUUCCUUGGUGAACUACAUUCUCUGCGACGCCUAUGAAAAGAAGAGGAAGUUCCGAGUCAUCGUCGUAGACAGUCGGCCGAGGCUGGAGGGCCGGGAGUCCCUACGGAGGCUUGUGCGGAAAGGGAUUCACUGCACCUACGUCCUCAUCACUGCCAUAUCCUACAUUCUGCCAGAGGUGUCAAAGGUUUUCCUCGGAGCCCACGCCUUGCUGGCCAAUGGCUAUGUGAUGUCUCGAGUUGGCACGUCACAGAUUGCUCUCCUUGCUAAAGCGUUUAAUGUCCCGGUGUUGGUUUGCUGCGAGACGUACAAAUUCUGUGAGAGGGUGCAGACCGACUCCUUCGUAUCCAACGAACUUGAUGAUCCCGAUGAUCUCAUCGUAACCAAGAGAGGAGAGACGCCGCUUGAGAACUGGCUGGAGGUCUCCCACCUUCACCUUCUGAACCUGGUCUAUGAUGUGACGCCUCCAGAUUUUGUGGAUUUAGUUAUCACAGACUUGGGAAUGAUUCCCUGCACGUCGGUCCCCGUUGUUCUACGAGUGAAGAAUGUGGAUCAGUAGGAAAGGCGUGGAAGAGGAGCGUUUGGCAGGAUUUAUCUGUAAGAUACGUUCUUGGGCAUGAAAAAUAAAUAUUUCAUCUGAGUGGUU